This is a messenger RNA of Carassius carassius (crucian carp), 1310 nucleotides long. Its product is annotated as G2/M phase-specific E3 ubiquitin-protein ligase-like. Lineage: Eukaryota; Metazoa; Chordata; Actinopteri; Cypriniformes; Cyprinidae. The transcript has 5 exons. The record is from RefSeq and is a predicted model, not a curated record. Bases 499 to 954 code for a protein of 151 amino acids.
CACAAAAAGCUGUAGCAGGUUAAAUAUAAACCGUGCUAAUGUCAGGGAUGGUGCUCUGAGGGGAUUCAAACGUUCCUCAUUUGACUCCACCUGUAGCCUUUUGGUCAAAUUCACUGAUGACAUCGGGCAAACAGAGGAGGCUGUGGACACAGGAGGGCCUACGCGGGAAUUUCUGACACUCUUGAUGGACGCCAUUAAAACCAGUAGAUUUUUUGACGGGAAAGAUGAUGGCAAAUACCUGUCAUUUGAUAGCAAAGCUGCAGAAGUUGAUGAGUAUUUCCAUGUUGGAAGAAUGGUUGCGGUCUCCCCAUUGUACAUGGUGGUCCAGGGCCUCGAUGCUUUUCCCCAAGCUUCUACCAGUACCUGGUUGGUAAAGUGAAGACCAUUGAGGCCCCAAUUGAGGAUAUACCUGAUACUGAAGUCAGGAAUGUUCUCCUUGAGAUUAAGAAUGAUAGAACAUUGGAGGAACUCGUGGAACUCGCAGAUAAGCACUCCAGCAUGCUUCAGACAGCAGGAUGCUAUCAAUGCCUGAGGACACUGGGGGAUAAGGAAAAAGUUGUGGAUGGUUACAUCCAGUGGUACUUUACCUACCGCAACCAUGUUUCCUUCCAGAGGUUCAAGGAUGGCCUGGCUACCCUCAACUUUUUCAACGCUCUGGAACAGCAUCCCUCCAUUUUCCUGCCCUACAUGUGUUACAGUGCGGAAGACCUGACAGCCGAGAGUGUAGAGUCACUGUUCCGUCCACAAUUGAGCCCAACUGGUAGCUCAAAUCGCCAUGAGGAGGAGAGAGUGCUUGGCUACUGGCUGGACUACUUAAUCGCUGUAAAAGAGGACGGGUCAGGGAUGUCUCUGAAAGGACAUUCUAAUGUUUGCAACAGGCCUGAAAGAAAUCCCAGCAGCAAAAUUAAUACCACAGCCUCAACUCACAUUCCAGAAACACUCAAGGUUUCCUGAGGCUAAUGUCUGCGCUAACACAAUAAAACUCCCGAUCUUACCCUCAUAUGAAAUCUUUGAGGAAGCCAUGAAUUAUGGAAUCAAGAACGCCCCUGGAUUUGGGCUCCAUUGAGGUGUCAAUCAGAAAUUAACAUUCGUGGCAAAUUUGCAUUACUGUUGUUACUGUUUGCAUUGCAAUUUACUGUUUGUACUGUUACAUUGUUUACAGAAAUCCAAUGAUUUUUUUAUAAGAAAAGUUGCAAGUUUCUCUAUUUGGAAACUUUUUGUGGCAGAUUUGCAUUGCUCUUACUGUUCGCACUUUACUGUUUGUCAGUACUGUCACAGUUUAAAGAAAUAAAAUAAUUUUAAUAAGAAAA